This is a messenger RNA of Lotus japonicus, 765 nucleotides long. RefSeq names its product ubiquitin-60S ribosomal protein L40. Gene Ontology annotation, biological process: protein ubiquitination; modification-dependent protein catabolic process; translation. Lineage: Eukaryota; Viridiplantae; Streptophyta; Magnoliopsida; Fabales; Fabaceae. Bases 63 to 449 code for a protein of 128 amino acids. Gene Ontology annotation, cellular component: cytoplasm; nucleus; ribosome. The transcript is spliced from 4 exons. Gene Ontology annotation, molecular function: structural constituent of ribosome; ubiquitin protein ligase binding; protein tag activity. The record is from RefSeq and is a predicted model, not a curated record.
GGUUGCUUGGCAUCGUUGAUAUUCACUUCAGACUGUGAAGUGAAGAAGCCGAAGCUGCAAAGAUGCAGAUAUUCGUGAAAACCCUAACUGGGAAGACCAUAACCCUUGAGGUCGAGAGCAGCGACACCAUUGACAAUGUCAAAGCUAAGAUUCAAGACAAAGAAGGCAUUCCACCGGAUCAGCAGCGUUUGAUCUUCGCCGGAAAGCAGCUGGAAGAUGGGCGAACCCUAGCGGAUUACAACAUCCAGAAGGAAUCAACUCUUCAUCUUGUCCUCAGGCUUCGCGGUGGUAUCAUUGAACCUUCAUUGAUGGCUCUUGCUCGCAAAUACAAUCAAGACAAGAUGAUUUGCCGCAAAUGCUAUGCUCGUUUACAUCCGAGAGCCGUGAACUGCCGCAAAAAGAAGUGUGGUCAUAGUAAUCAGUUGAGGCCAAAGAAGAAGAUCAAGUAAAUUCUGUUAUUGUUGUUGGACCUUGAUACUCAGAUUAUUGUUCUAAUGGUUUUACAUGAAUCAAUUCUCAUAUGUUUUUUACAUGAUGAUAAAUGUUUUAGAAUUUAUCUUUUGUAACAAUGGAUUAUAUUAUGCGAUGAUGACUUAAUGGUCUAUUUUGAGUUGUUUUGGUUCUAUUGUGCAAGAACAACACCUUAUUUCUUGUAUGAUUGAUGCAGCUUUGGUAACACGAAAUGGGAAUGUAAGGGUUAACUAUGUUUAACCAAGGACCAGAUUAUUGCUCUAAUAGUUUUAUUUGAUGUUUAAUGUUUUAGAA